ACUGCGCAUUUUAUUGCACACCACAUGACGAGGUUAUUUUAUUGCUGUUAAUGCAAUGUGGUAAAGUCACUCGAAGGGUGUGUUACAAUUAAUUGUUAAUCAUCAACAACAACGACGAGGUGAAGUCAUCUUAUUAGAUUCUACAAAACGUUUGGAAAAAGGAAAUAAUCCCAAAAAAUAGAGAAAGGAAAAUAUUUCUGGAAAUAAUUUCGUAAGAAAGGUAUCACCUUACAAGUGGAGGGCAUUUAAACGGUGUUGUUAUAUGAACCAAAUCAUUCAACAAGAAGUCUUCUAUAAGAAAUACAGCUCUUGUAGUUUGUGUUUAAGAUGAGUAACGCUUACCAACCGGAUGGAAUUCUUCGUAAACAUGUUUAUUUGGAAACCAAAUAUCGCCUAUCUGGUCCUCAAUUUCUCGCCAACAAAUUAAUUAAAUUAACCGAACAUUCCGCUUUGAAUGUAUCGGUUUAUCAAGAAGAAGUCGAUUUUUACCCACCGGAUGAAGAAGUUGAUCCUUGGUGUAAUAUUCCAAUGAGUGUUGUAACUUACACCAUGGUGUUAAAAGAAGUGGUAAACGAUAUUGAAACCAAUUACAACGGAACAAAACUUUUUAACUUCGAAACUAUCAUCACCAACUACAAUCGCUUUUUAAUCGGGAAGAUUAAGUUGAAGGAUGUCUUAAAAGAAGAAAAUGUUCAAUAUACCAAUUUCGAGGUUGACAUUGAGUUGAUCAUUACGGAACGUUCUCCUCAUAUUUACCGUUCAUUACUUGUUGUGGUUCCAUAAAAAAAUGAUUUAUUACAUCAUUGUUAAACUUUAUUAAUCAAGUGUUUUAACUCUUAAUAAAAGC
Molecule: messenger RNA, 847 nt
Organism: Onthophagus taurus
Lineage: Eukaryota; Metazoa; Arthropoda; Insecta; Coleoptera; Scarabaeidae
Source: RefSeq, a predicted model, not a curated record